Fusarium venenatum is the source of this 1566-nucleotide messenger RNA. Lineage: Eukaryota; Fungi; Ascomycota; Sordariomycetes; Hypocreales; Nectriaceae. The record is from RefSeq and is a predicted model, not a curated record.
AUGUCUCGCAUUCAGAUCCCGCUCGACGUUAUUACGUCCCGCCUCAACUUUGGCGACCGCUUCCAGAGCCUUCGAUCUGGUCCUCUCAGCGGCCGCUUCUCCAACCUGCGACCUGUCAACGAGUUCCUCGACUUCAAGCGUCUCUCCAAGCCUAACAACUUUGUUGAGAUGCAGUCGCGAGUCAACUACAACCUGAGCCACUACUCUAGCAACUAUGCUGUCGUCUUUGUUAUGCUCAGUAUCUAUGCCCUCCUCACCAACUGGUUGUUGCUCUUCGACAUCAUCCUUGUGGUUGUGGGCAUGUGGUUCAUUGGAAAGCUCGACGGACAUGAUCUUGAAAUUGGCACCUUCCGUGCCUCGUGUUCGCAGCUUUACACUGCACUUGUUUGUGUCGCCGUGCCUCUGGGUCUGAUUGCUUCGCCUUUCUCGACCCUGCUCUGGCUCAUUGGCGCAUCUGGCGUGACCAUCCUCGGUCACGCUGCAUUUUUGGAUAAGCCCAUCGAUGAGGCUUUUUCCGGGGAGGCGAGGAGAACAGAAGGGGGUGCUGCGUCUCGCGGACGUCCAGGGGGAGACGUCCGUGUGGAGGAAUUGGAUUCAGGCGACGAUGCACGAGGUGUCGGUGCUUCGUCAGGAUCUCGCUUUGCGAGUGACCCUCUUCGUUUUACCGGAAUGGAUGUGGGCAACUCUGAACGGGGCUUGGUACGCAGGGGUCAUUAUGAUGACUCGGAGGAUUCAGAAGAUGAUAGCGAAAGCAGUGAGGAUGAGGAGUUCGAGCAAUAUAUUGCAGAGCUAGCUUCUCAUGAUCCAGAGGAGGCGCUGGUACAGUCGGCGAUGCACCGCAUCGAACGUGCAAAGGCCAGGGGAAGAACAGACGUUGAUCUCAACGAUGAAGAAAUUGCAGCUUUGGAGCGACGACGCAAGCGAGACGAGGCCGCCAAGAAGAAGAAGAGCAGCAAGAAGCGCACCAAGGACCCGUCACGAGUCGCUGUGCCUCUGACCCAGCUCGAGUCUACAUCAUCACGCAAAAAGAAGGAAUCAUUCACAAGCCAGUCAAGACAGCCAUCUCGAUCGAACAGCAAUCUCACUGAGGGUCAUACGCGCUCUUCUGUGAGCAGCCUUCCUCCAACAGCAACAGCAGGCCGACCACGCUCAGGCACUACUACCUCAUCUCAAAGUCGAGUGAGGGCGCCAUCAGCUAGUCGACAGCCUUCUGACAGUUCAGUUGUUCGCCGAGGCAGGAACUCAAGCCAAGCCCCCUCGGAUCCUUUCCAGUUCCAAGUUGCAGGUGCACAGCGCAACUCUGGAUCCCGAAAGAGCUCUCGCCAAGUUCAUGAUGAUGGCACAAGUGAGAGCGAGGACAGCGAGGAGGAGUAUGAUGGAAGGGAAGAUUCAAUCGAGACGACUUCCAGUGAUGGCAGCGGUGCUCAGAUUGUUGUUGAAGAAUCAUCUCCUGAGCCUGUCAAGCCCGAGUCUACCAGGAGAAAUCCUACCCGAUCUUCUACUUCGUCCUCUACAUCCAAGCGAAAGACGACAACAACAACACCCAGUGCACGCCGGAAGAAGUAA